Molecule: messenger RNA, 2303 nt
Organism: Trichechus manatus latirostris (Florida manatee)
Lineage: Eukaryota; Metazoa; Chordata; Mammalia; Sirenia; Trichechidae
Gene: POLR2C
Product: RNA polymerase II subunit C
Exons: 9
Coding region: 52-879 (275 amino acids)
Biological process (GO): DNA-templated transcription
Cellular component (GO): RNA polymerase II, core complex
Molecular function (GO): DNA binding; protein dimerization activity
Source: RefSeq, a predicted model, not a curated record
AAGGCGGCGCAGCGAAGCUGACUGCGGAGGCCGGGCUGGGCGAGUGGCGCGAUGCCGUACGCCAACCAGCCUACUGUGCGGAUCACCGAACUUACCGACGAGAAUGUCAAGUUCAUCAUCGAGAAUACAGACCUAGCGGUAGCCAAUUCUAUUCGGAGGGUCUUCAUCGCUGAGGUGCCCAUAAUAGCCAUUGACUGGGUGCAGAUUGAUGCCAAUUCCUCAGUCCUUCACGAUGAGUUCAUUGCUCACAGACUUGGAUUAAUUCCCCUUAUUAGUGAUGACAUUGUGGACAAGCUGCAGUACUCCCGGGACUGCACGUGUGAAGAGUUCUGCCCUGAGUGCUCGGUGGAGUUCACCCUUGAUGUGCGGUGCAAUGAAGACCAGACUCGGCAUGUCACGUCCCGAGACCUCAUCUCCAACAGCCCUCGCGUCAUUCCGGUGACGUCCCGGAACCGAGACAAUGACCCCAAUGACUAUGUGGAGCAGGAUGACAUCCUUAUCGUCAAGCUCAGAAAGGGGCAGGAGCUGAGACUUCGAGCCUAUGCCAAAAAGGGCUUUGGCAAGGAACACGCCAAGUGGAACCCUACCGCAGGGGUGGCUUUUGAAUAUGAUCCAGACAAUGCCCUGAGACACACAGUGUACCCCAAGCCAGAGGAAUGGCCAAAGAGUGAGUACUCGGAGCUGGAUGAGGAUGAGUCCCAGGCACCCUACGACCCCAACGGCAAGCCAGAGAGGUUUUUCUACAACGUGGAGUCCUGUGGCUCCCUGCGCCCUGAAACCAUCGUUCUCUCAGCCCUGUCUGGAUUGAAGAAGAAGCUGAGUGAUUUACAGACCCAGUUAAGCCACGAGAUCCAGAGUGACGUCCUGACCAUAAACUAGCUGCAGCUUGGCUAUAUCAGCAAAAAGGGGGAAACAGGCCAGCAGCCAGCUGGACUUCACGUCUCUCCUGAGACUCUUCCAGACUUGGGGGCUGCCAUUGCUCAAGCUUCUUGGUGGGCCAUCAGUACCAACUAGAAGGGUCGCAGUAGAGAAGGGUGGGCUCAUCCCAGCCUUUCUUGAUUGCAGGUAGAUUACCAGGGAUGCUGCUAGAUAUUUGAGGCAGGCCCGUUCUUUACUGACAUUUAGCAUCCUGGUCCUACUAAGGGCCAGUAGUGCUACCCAGAAACCAAAACAUCCCUUCCACCUCGUUUCCUCAUGUGGCCCUAGGGGCCAUACUGCUUCCCUGCUGGGAACUGCUCAGCCGGACCUCCCCUCUGCUCUUGCUCGUUCUAGAGCUUUACUGUAAUUACCUUUCUGUCUAUAAGUUCGCAGUUGUACCUUAGGUUUCUGGUGCUAGAAUUGAGUGCUAGAAGCCCCAUUCAGGCUGCAUAUAUACCCUUCCAGUCCCUUUCCCAGGGCCAGCCUACUGGCGCCUCACUCAAAUUCCCAAGUUCCUAGUUUGAGAAGUAACCCUUCGGGAAUAAUGUUAGACCCUGGUUGUCCCCCCACACAGACACACACAAAUAAAUACGUUAUUUCAUUCUCUACCCAUCAGUUAUGGAGAACUCCUUAACUGCCAAGAGCCUGAUGGUCAUUUAGUUGGUGGGAGGGAGGUGGAAUGAGGCUCUCCCACCCCCAUUUCAUUUCUUAUUAAUGAAGGUGUUUGGCCCUGACCUCUUAGCCCUGUCUCCAGGUAGGAACAUACCCAAAGCAUUUAAUCAGGCUGCCAUAGAUGCAGUGCAGAAAAGAAGGGAUAUUUAUUGAUUAACAUAACAGUAGUUGUCUUUUUAAAAAGUUUUUAUUUUUGGCAAUAAAGAGCACAAUAUAAUCUCCUUCAUGCGUCAUCGUGCCACUAGCUGAGCCAGCCAGCUCUUCCUACCUCCCCAGGGCCCUGGGACCCGGGCUUCCCUUUUCACGCUAGCAUAUUCCUCUGGGUGGUCAUUGCCUGCAUCAGGUUGAGAGCUGAGGUGGCUGCAGCCACCUCCCUGGCCCCAGGGCUCUGUUGAGAGGGGGGGGCCUCUUAACUUUAUCAUCCUCCUGCCACAACUCGGAUAGUGGUUAUUUACAAGAAGGUCUGUUCCUACAAAUCAGAACCCUAAAGUAUUUAAAAAAAAAGAAAAAGCACGCAACCGAAGGUUUGACGUGAAUAAAAAGAUAGCCCUUCUGCAAGGUAGUCAAUAAAUACCAGCACUAGAAAAUCAAUUGCUUUAAUUGCAUUUCAGCAGGGAGCCUCAGCACCAUGUGGGGAGGAGGGGAAGGGGAUGUCAGUUUCUGAGUGCUUUUGGCUGGCCAUGGGGUGGCCAAACAGGGCAGAGUGGCCCCCU